AUGAAUGAGAAAAAUAAGACCAUAAUUACAGUGAUCCACCUCCUAGGGUUUCAGACCCCACAAGCUCUAACAUUUUUUUUAUUCUUUUUAUUUCUUCUGAUAUAUUAUGUGACAAUAUGUGGCAACCUCCUGAUCAUCACAUUGGUGUUUUACAGCAAAUCCCUCCAUUCCCCCAUGUACAUCUUUCUCUCUCAACUUUCUUUAACAGAUAUUCUCUUAGCAACUGAUGUUCUUCCUAAUAUGCUUCAUUCUAUGUUGGAGAAAAACAAUGCCAUCAUUUCAAUUUCUAAUUGCAUCUCCCAGUUUUAUUUCUUUGCUGUCUCAGAAACCUCAGAGUGUCUUCUGCUGACGGUGAUGUCUUACGACAGAUAUGUGGCCAUCUGUAAACCAUUACAUUAUACUUUGAUAAUGAGUCAUUGGUUUUGCUGUGUAACAGUUAUAAUAAGUUGGAUUUUAGGUUUUCUUGUUGGAUUGAUUUAUACUAUAGAGAUAUCAAACUUACAGUUUUGUAGUCCUAAUAUUAUUGAUCAUUUUUUCUGUGAUCUUGACCCAAUUCUUAAACUCUCCUGCUUUGAUACAACCAUUGUUCAGCUACAAUCAACGUUAACAAGUGUAGUUUUUGCUUGCACUCCAGUUAUUAUCAUCAUUGUGUCAUAUGUUUAUAUUAUAGUCACCAUUUUUAAAAUUCCCUCUAUUACAGGAAGACAGAAAGUUUUCUCAACAUGCAGCUCCCACCUGAUUGUUGUUUCCAUGUUUUAUGGUACCUUACUUUUUGUGUAUUUGGUACCUAGAAGAGGACAGUUAUUGAAAAUUACCAAAUUUAUGUCAUUGUUGUACACUGUGGUCACCCCGUUGAUAAAUCCAAUUAUAUACAGCCUGAGGAAUAAGGAUUUGAAAGAAGUUGUAGGUAGAAUAACCAAUAACCUUUUGAAGUUGCAUUCCUAUUAUUUUUAA
Molecule: messenger RNA, 954 nt
Organism: Rana temporaria (common frog)
Lineage: Eukaryota; Metazoa; Chordata; Amphibia; Anura; Ranidae
Product: olfactory receptor 10A7-like
Exons: 1
Coding region: 1-954 (317 amino acids)
Biological process (GO): G protein-coupled receptor signaling pathway
Cellular component (GO): membrane
Molecular function (GO): olfactory receptor activity; G protein-coupled receptor activity
Source: RefSeq, a predicted model, not a curated record